ACUUAAUUGGCAAAUGUAAAGAAAAGCCCCUUUUCACCUGGAAAGAGAACAUUUUUAAACAAAUCUCAGAUCAGAAAAAAAAGAAGUUAGUGGCAGAGUGGUGCCAGGUAAGACUCAAGGAAGCAAAAGUUUAUAGACCCCACUGCCAUAGGCAACUUCCAUGCCCUCUGUGGUUUUUCCCCAUGGGUCUGAGGCAGCAUAGAGGCAGGGUGGGCCAGACGGAUGCAUCCGCGACCCUGUACAACUAGGUGUCGCUCCAGAGACCCUUUCCACCCUGUGGAGCCUGCGAAACGCAACUUGCAAGAAAAGCCAGUGGGUGUGGAAGACACUCUGCAUCUCCUCUUGAACUGAGGCUGUCAGAAGAGCUCAUCUCAUAAGAGGGAAAAACUAUCACUGGUUCUGAGACCCUUCUUUAGUCCAUGUCAGUUGCCUGAUCCAGUAAUUACUAUCCAUGGGGGACCAUUUCCUGCAAUCCUACAGUCCUUCCCAAUCCUGCUAAGGUCCCAGAAAAUAUUGGUGAACAACUAAGCCCAGAGCAGCAACGUGGGAUACAGAGAACAACAGCCUUUUACAGCAGCAGCAGCCCCUGAUUAAAACCAUCAGCUUUAUCAGACUACACCAAGACCCAGGACUUCUUCUCCAAAGAAAGAGAGGAGCAAGCAAUGAUGAAGACCAUGUCCGGUGGGAACUGCACCCUGAAUGUGCCAGCCAAGAAUUCAUACCGCAUGGUAGUCCUGGGAGCCUCCAGAGUAGGCAAAAGCUCCAUUGUCUCACGCUUUCUCAAUGGCCGGUUUGAGGACCAGUACACUCCCACCAUUGAGGAUUUUCACCGCAAGGUCUACAACAUUCGGGGAGAUAUGUAUCAGCUGGACAUCUUGGACACCUCUGGGAAUCACCCUUUCCCUGCUAUGAGGAGGCUUUCUAUCCUGACAGGAGAUGUUUUCAUUCUGGUGUUCAGCCUGGACAACAGAGAAUCCUUUGAUGAGGUCAAGAGACUCCAGAAACAGAUCCUUGAGGUAAAAUCCUGCCUGAAGAACAAGACCAAGGAAUCAGCUGACCUCCCUAUGGUGAUCUGUGGCAACAAGAACGACCACAGUGAAAUCUUCCGCAAGGUGCGUUCAGAUGAAGGUGAGAACCUUGUUGCCAGCGAUGAAAAUUGUGCUUACUUUGAAGUUUCAGCCAAGAAGAACACCAAUGUGGAUGAGAUGUUCUACGUCCUCUUCAGCAUGGCCAAGCUACCUCAUGAGAUGAGCCCUGCCCUCCACAGAAAAAUUUCCAUUCAGUAUGGUGACACGUUCCAACAGAAAUCCUUUCGAAUGCGCCGGGUCAAGGAUAUGGAUGCCUAUGGCAUGAUCUCUCCCUUUGCUCGCCGGCCAAGUGUUAACAGCGAUCUGAAGUAUAUCAAAUCAAAAGUUCUCAGGGAAGGUCAAUCAAGGGAGAGGGAGAAAUGCACUAUCCAGUGAAGGCGGCUAGCCAUUCUCUCUGAAGUCGUCAUCCACAUGUAGUGCCUUAAAGAAAAACAGUCUGCAAAAGCCCAGAAUGGGCUUACUGGGUUCAAUCAAUUGAGAAAGCCCAGUAUGGCAAAAGGAUAACUCUUCCUAGAGUUCUACUGAAUCAUGAACAUAAACAAUAUUGUUCUUGUAAAUGACUGGGAAAAAUCGUAUGCCUGAUAUGUGACUGCAUUUCUUUGUCUUUGUAAUGUAGUUCCUCUUCGCUGCCCUUUUUGUCUAAAGACCAUAGACUUGAGAAGUAAAGACAUUUCAACCUCAUGCCUACAAAGAAAGUAGGUCAAUAAUGCACAGAAGGCAUUAACAGCUAUCCCAGUGGUGUGCAGCUCUUGCUGAAAGAGAGAAGGAUGUGUGUCUAUGUCUGUGGUGUGUGUGUGUGUGUGUGUGUGUGUGUGUGAGCGCGCGCAUGUGUAUUUGCAUACAUGCAUGGAGCACUCCCUUAAAAAUAUGAAACUUAUGUUUCUAAGGACAACAAUCUUACUGAGGUUUCCUAGAUUGGGAGUGGACUCUGUAUGCAAACACAUGAUUCUGACUCACUUCUGAGGUGACCUGCAUUCAAAAGAUCUUGAUUUUAUGUUUGCUGGGACAGCUGUAAUUUGACAUUGACAAGAAUGUUGUUUUUUAUUAUUGAUUUUGGUUUGGUUUUUUAUUGUCUGGGGGUGGUUUCCUAGCAAAACCAGAUGGCUAGUGUGUUUGAAAUGAAAAGUGUCUGAUUUUUAGAAAUAAAAAGUGUGUUCAGCUGUAAAUCUAAAUAAUGUGUACAUUGAUUGAGAGUGAAAUUGUACUGUAAAAAGCCAAUACAUUUGAAUGCUUUGCAAGCCUAGUGUAGUAUUCUUUCUCACAGCAGCAAUCCCAAUUCUGAACACCAUAGUACAAAUGCCACCCUUUGCCCUGCUGGCCACUGGAAAAAUGGUUCCUUCUGUGUGCCUGUGACAACUGGGGCUGACUAGAUUCAUGUGUUGACUUAGACCAUUUCAGAAGCAGGGUUGAGUUUUCCUUUAAAAUUAAGAACUGAAUGGAUGUGGCCUCUUGAUCUGGGAUCAGCUCCAUCAUAUGUCUUCUGUUAACAUUUAGUCAUUUUGUUCAUGGUUUUACUUGACUUUUGACAAAGCUUACGUUGGUGGAAAUGAUCGCACUACAGAAGUUCUUCAGAACAGAAGCUUUGUGCUGGCUGUCUAUAUAAGAUUGGACUGGCCAAAUAAAUCUGGGACCACCACUUUCUUAUUCCCUUUCUCAGCUCAGUCUAAGCUUCCUUGUCUUAAGCUCUCUCCCUGUCUGGCUUCUGGCUUUAUUGCUUGGUAUGCUACGCUCCUGUAUGCCCUGAAAGCCAAAUAUAUUCUCUCAGAUAUGAGCUUGCCACUCUCGCUGACUGAAAUGAGAGGUGUGCAUGCAUAACUAUGGGCAGAGCAUGGCCCCUGGACUGUACAUAACAGUAGAGUAUAUAUGUUAUAUAUACCUCAGAAGAGCAUUUGGAUAUUCUUGUCCCUCCCUCACCAUCAAAUUCUAUUCUUGGCUGCAUCUUGGUCAGAGCUGUGACCUAAUUCGUUCUGUAAUCUGACAGAAAACCAAGAAUGAUGAAUGUUUGUGAAAAUUAGCCUCUGGGAAUCAAAAUCUCAUCAUCAUUUGUCAGCUCCACUCUUCAUUGGUACUGUAUAUUGACUGAUAAAAUACACUGUUCUUUUAUCCCUGGUGCCAGGGCAACACCUUUCUGACCAUUUCUCCCUCCCUAUCUAUAAAUAUGUACACUGUUUAUGAUUAAAUUUGUCUUAUUUA
Rhea pennata is the source of this 3281-nucleotide messenger RNA. It is a transcript of the gene RASD2, whose product is annotated as RASD family member 2. The record is from RefSeq and is a predicted model, not a curated record. NCBI's taxonomy places the organism in Eukaryota, Metazoa, Chordata, Aves, Rheiformes, Rheidae. Gene Ontology annotation, biological process: signal transduction. Gene Ontology annotation, molecular function: GTP binding; GTPase activity; G-protein beta-subunit binding. The coding region runs from base 663 to 1463 and encodes 266 amino acids. The transcript is spliced from 3 exons.